AUGGCCUCCUCCGUGCUGCAGCACGAGCGCGGGGCUAUGCACCGCAUUGCGCCCCGCUCGCACGUGGACGUGGUCGUGGACGGACACGCGUUCCACAUCGAGCGACAGCUGCUCAUCGAGUGCAGCCCGUUCUUCAGGAAGACGCUCGAAAAGCCGGAGAACUGCCACAAGAACAAGCUCAAAUUGUCGGGCGUGUCAGCCGCAACGUUUGCCGUGCUCUACAAUUACAUGACGACCGGCAAGCUGGACAUGAGCCCCGAGAUCGUAGCGGACGUGUUCAACGCUGCGUUCAGGCUGCACAUGUCCGACGUCGUCAAAAAAUGCAUUCAGGUGGAGACCGAGACGACUCCCAUUGGUCAGCAAAUUCUGAUGUACUCUGCGGCACGGCGUCUGAACCUGACCGAGGAAGAGCGCCGGGCGUACAACUUCCUUACGGCCCACUUCAUGUCCGUGGUCGCCACCAAGGAGUUUCUGGAGAUGGACGUAGACGACAUUGUCCUUCUGAUGAGCGCCGACACCAUCGGGUGCCAUUGUGAGGCCGAAGUCUUCGAAGCCGGCAUGAGCUGGCUGAAUUACGCACCCGAACAGCGCCUUGCCAACUCUGAGAAGGUCAUGUCGGCCGUGCGUUUCGACCAGAUGAACCUGAGCGAGCUGAACCAGUGCCUGGACUACCCUGGACUUCCGGAGAUGGUCACCGUAAAAAAGAUCGUCAUUGACGCCAUCACUUCCUGGAUUUCCAACGAAAUUGGAAACAAGGCCCACUCGGACAAGAAAAUGACUCGUCAGUACACACCGCUCGAACGAAAAUCGAACGUUUCAGUGGCCGCUGAAGAUGACGAGCUUUGCUCCGUAUCCGCCAGCGGAGUGUCAGUAUCGGCCGAUCCUGCGAGCGCCACGUACGCAACCUCCGACCGGUCCCUGACAGACAACCCGCUCUUUCAAACGGGUGCCACUCUGGUCCUCAAGGACCAGGCGAAGACGACGGCCAGCGCGGACACCCUGGGCGCUAGUCAAGGGGACGAACGAAGUGCCAACUUCUUUCGCGCGAACAGCGCCACUUUCUUCAGACCUUUGCCGACGAACACGGCUCCUCUCGGUAGACCCAGUCACAACGCGUCCUCCUUCAUAUCGACCCCCAUGACCGGCGACAGCUCGGGUUCCUUCGUAGAGGAAAAGACCCAAGAACAUAAAGUUUCCCAAACCAGAACCGAGGAGGUUCGCACCGUUCAUAUUAUUCGCAAGUCCAGGUCGUCUCGACAUCGCGCGUUAAAUGAACUGUCCCCGUGGUCCAAGACGGACACCGGAAACACGGCGAGUUCAGCGAUCAAGUCGGGAGGCACAAACGUGGUUCCUGCCGCGGGUAAGACAGCGGAAGACCAAAGGUUUGUGGUUCCCCAGUCCAGCGCGAAGCAACAAGAAAACACCGCGCAACAGCAAAAGACUGUCGGAAGUCGGAAGUCCGUCGAGGAGCACUCGACUCGCGAGACCAAAAGUGAACGAGCUCUCAGCACAAGCUAUGCAUCUUCGCAGUACUCGUUUGGUGAGGUGGCCUCGGCAGACCAGAUGCGUGCAGUGCAAGACGCGUCACCCGAUUCGGCUGAUGUAGUUUCUGCGCCGUCGCCGGUUUCGACCCGACCGUCAACGGUAUCUGUCGGGGAAAUGGGUGCUUUCUCAGAGAGAUCAGACUCGGUUGCUGAAUCGUAUCAGGCGAAAGACAUUAGCCGUACUUCUUCCAUGUACAGCCUUGCUGCUGAGGAGCAAGACCUUACCGGCCAGGCUCCCUGGAGGCAUUUUGGAGCAGACAGAUGCCAAGCUCCUCUGAAAAAUGGCAACUCUGGUUUUGGGAAUACGGCCAUCCCUUCAGCUUCCGAGAAAUCUUUUCCAGCUUUUUCAUGGGACAGCGCCGAGAUGUCCGAAUACCAGACGGGCUCGAUAGCGAAGUCUCUUAGCGAGGAGAAGUCCACAAAAGAUAAAUCACAGUCACUAGAAGGAGACGCUCCAGUAACGGUACCCUUCAUGAGGGAAGGUUCCAUGCCCAGAAGCAACUCUAUGGAGUUUGAACACGCCGAAACCAUGAGUGACGAAGAAAUGAAAGAACGUAGUGUUCCGGAAAGUACUACAGACGCGGAUGACCAACCAGCGACGGGUUCUGCCUUAAAUGUAAUCUCAGGAAGAGUAGUAGAAAGAGACAUUCCGAACCUGACGAAAGAAGCGGAUAUGUUUGAACAAAGCAAGAUGGGAGCACCGUCUGCAACGGAACUUGCACCCGACAACGCGCUCCCGGGAAUAUCACCGGGUAUAACCCCAUCUAGUACGCAAAGUGCCGCAUAUACAGUACACACGGUAAAACUAAAGUCUCGAGACUGGAAGCCGCCAAUAACAUUUACACCCGACAAUUCAUUCCCAGGAACGCCAGCGUAUGUAGACUCACCUAGCAACCAAAGCUCUACAGACAAAGUAAAGCAGGAUGGGCAGCAGUGGGAUUCUUCAUUGGUACUUACACCCGACAAGCCGUCUCCGAACUUGUCACCGGGUAUGGUCACACCUAGCACUCCAACCGGUACAGACACAAAAACAUCAGUGCGCGUAGAAUGGUUCCCAUUACCCCUAGUGACCACCGAUGGCGCUGUCACAGCAUUUCCACCAGAAUCUGACUCAGGCGCCAGGGAUACAGUGCCAACUAGUGAAUCAGUUGCGAAAACGGUGGAGACACCCUUGUCUCCGACACCAGGCACGACUCCACAGUUUGAGAAGCUCGCGGAAGGUGCAGAAACGGUGUCGGGAUCCUUUAGUAGAAGUGACAGUGGAACUCCAUCAAACGAACUCGAGGUUGUGUCCCCUCACUCGACGGACCCCGACGAGGAAAAUAGACAGGUCACAGAGCAACAUGAACCCGACAAGAGACCGGCUGAAGAACCUUUUCUCACUGCUUUUUCUGAAGACGUUGUCAAAAAGACGGCGGCCCUAGGUACAGGUACCAAACUUGAUGAGAAGCCGUACCGUGUAGUUUCUGAAGCAAAAGCAGAAGCGGAUAUCCUUAGUGCUCCCGAGGAGAACACGGCAGUUGAGAACAAAGUGUCAGACUCAUCAGUGUUCCUGGCAUCGUCGUUUGAAAGAAGCGAGGAAUUAAGUGAUUCCGGCGAACCGAAAGGGGACCGUGACAGUCCGCUUGAAGACAACGUCGACGCGUUCGGUGAAUCGAUUGAGAUGACGGCAAAGGCGCCCACACAGAUUUCGGCGGCGCUUCUACAGGAGCUCACACAAAAGAAACCGGAUUUUGACUUCGCUGGAAUGUUUGAAGAGGCGGUCGUCCAAUUCCAGCAGACGUCGACACCGGUGGAAACAGUACAGGAAGUUCGGUCGCCGAAGGAUGAAACAGCAAUGACCCUCAAUACCGAAUUCCUGAGCGACGACCCUUUUGUUUGCGAUUCCAGAGCUUCUGAAGCAAAAGCAGGAGCGGAUAUGCUUAGUGCUCCCGAGGAGAACACGGCAGUUGAGAACAAGGUGUCGGACUCAUCAGUGUUCCUUGCGUCGUCGUUCGAGGGAAGCCAGGAAUUAAGUAAUUCCGGCGAACUGAAAGGGGACCGUGACAGUCCGCUUCAAGACAUCGUCGACGCGUUCGGCGAAGCGAGUGAGAUGACCGCAAAGGCGCCCACACAGAUUUCGGCCGCGCUUCUACAGGAGCUCAGACAAAAGAAACCGGAUUCUGACUUCGCUGGAAUUUUUGAAGAGGCGGGGGUCCAAUUCCAGCAAACGUCGACACCGGUGGAAACAGCACAGGAAGUUCAGUCGUCAAAGGAUGAAACAGCGAUGACCCUCAAUACCGAAUUCCUGAGCGACGACCCUUUUGUUUGCGAUUCCAGAGCCGAAACCGCGCCAGAUUCGGCGGGAAAAAGCGAAACCUUCAGCGAAUUUAGCAACAUACAGGCGAGCAAAAGCGUAUCCCUCCUUGAAACGAACAGGUUCUUCAGUGAAUCAAACGAGAGGCCCGCCAGCAUUGAUGUCUCGCUCGCCAAACCAGAAAAACUGCAGACGGGUCUUGAGACUGCGACAGCGGAGCCUGACGUUGAUGUUUCCAACGCUGAGAUAGAGCUGCUUCGAGAAAACCUUAAGGGUUCUCCGCUGGAGCCUGGCGAGUCCCUAUCUGAAGCCAUUUUGAACUUCGGUGAGAGACCGGAAGAAAAGAGGCAAAUUCUGUCCUCGGAGACUCCUACGGAAACAGAAGCUCCGAAGAUGACGGAGGAGUCACCUGACAAGCCGCAAGAAGACGAGCUGGAAGAACAAAGCGGAAGUGAGGAGGGGUCAGUUGCAAACGAGAAAUCCACGCCUGGCGAAUUGAGCCCCAUCGAGGCUGGGGCUGCCGAGGAGAAAGUCAGCAAGAAACUUCAUGAAAAAGUAUCUCCAACGGACAUCAAGAAACCCGUAAUCGAGAACACGCAAGUUGAGCUCGGUGAAGAUCAAGAAUUGACAAAAAGUGUCGAGCCAAAAACAACCGACGGGAAAGGGUAUGAGGAGAUAGAACAAGAGUCUAGUGAUCCAAAGAAAGCCAUCGUACCGAAAGAGACUGAUUUUAUUAUGCCUCAAGCUAACCCGGAGUGGACCACGCAUCAGCUUGCCGGCGGAAAAAGCAGUUCCGUGUUCAGCUCCGAUGCAGAGGUUCCAUCGGCAUCGUCAACAAUACCGACCAUCGGUACCAACGGUUUGACUCCUCCAGCCGGCGAGCUACGCUCAGUCUCAGGAGAAAGCAUGACAACCGGAUACAUGCCGGCCGUUUCCGAGGGCGUUGGUAGUGACUGUGUAACAGACUGGUCCCAGGUGCCUUUCACUACCACAAGCACCCUGUCCGCGACAAGCAGCCUGCAACCCGCGACCCAUGAGGAGCACAGCGCCCAGUUUGCCUUAUCAACUAGCUCUGCGACUGACAAUGUUUCCGGACAGGUAUCGGGCCUGCUCGAUGAAAAAUCAGACAAAUGUUCUGAAAGACCCCUUUUGACGCUUCUUAUGGAGGCGCGCAGUGACGGCAGUGUGUUGAAAGACACAGUGGAACCCACGACUUCGAAUGAGUUCGAGAGACCAAGGUCUGUCAAUAAAAUUGAAAGCAAAGAAUGUCCCAGCGCGGCUUCGGAAACCGGUAAGUCGAAAAGCACUGUUCCAGCUGCUUCGUUUGUUUCCGACGUAGACAUCCUUUCUUCUGUAAUGUUGGGCGAAAAAACCAAACCUCUCAAGUCAACGAGCGAGAAAGGUUUAGGUGAACGCAGCCAACAGUACGUGUUGCAUAAGACACGCAUCUUCGCCUCCACCCCGACAUAUUCUGUAGAACUGGUUGAUGACAACGUUACCCCUUUCUCGAUACUCUCAGAAGUGACAGAGGAAAGUUCUGCGAAACCGAAACCAGACGGUGCACCCCAGGAAAAUAAGAAAUCGGUACCUUCAAAGAAAACACCGUCUCAGAUGGGUGACGAAGAGGAGGAUGAAAGCAGCAUGAAGGAAUCUUCCGACUCAGAUACCCCGCCAGUUAGAGAGCACGCUUCAAAGCGAAAGCGCACUCGCUCCCAGAGGAGGGCGGCCUCGAAGCCUCCCGUGCUUCAGCGCACCCGAAUCUACGCGGAAGGAGUGUGCCACUCCGUCGAACUUAUCAGUGAGAAGUCGGUGGUGAAGGGCCUUGAAAGUCUCACAAACGCUGCGUGCUUCUGUGCUUCUACGAAAAGAAGCAAGAGCAGAAGCCACGCACCGAGCCUCGUGCAGAAGAUGGCUGACAUCAAGGACGUUCUGGACCUCAGCACCGUGAGCGAGGAAAACGAGAACGCCAUCAACGCCACUCCAAAAGCAGAGGCGACGCGAAAGAUGGAAAAUAUCAGCAAAAAGCUAUCAGAACUCAACUUUAAGCGAGCGAUUCUACAAAACGCCUCGCAGAAUGAGUCGAACCAGAAGAGGGCUGAACAAAUCAUGAAGCGGGUUCUCGCACUAAACAGGGCGGAAGUGUCCUUACAGAGAAACUUGAGCACACUGGCAUACACUAAUUCCUCCGUUCCAACGUUUGGAAGCAAGUCCGAGGAGAUUUUCAGCUCAAUUAACCGGGACAACUCGCACAGGGAAUCAGAACAUAUACUGCCCCAGUUUUCAAAGGAAGUGUUCAUGGCUAAAGUAAACCCGCUUCCUACAACAAUAAACACGCCGAAGCCGGGAAUAACUUACGAGGACACUCCCAAGUCGUCGCAUGACAUGGUUCACACUAAGACAGGUGUUACGGUCAACGGGCACAUGCUGCCUGACACCAACGCUACUCGCACGACAUUUGUUAUUACCGGGCCUGAUAAAACCCGAAUGAAGAUCCAGAUGGCCCGGCCAACCCUCAGCUCAGAGCCUUCCGAAGUACAAACGUUCGGUGAUGAAAAAUGUGCUGACUCCGAUGGCUCGUUUAAAACAGGAAAAGAAAACUCUGAUCGAAAGACGGUGUCCGAACCCAGCCUACUUAGCUCGAAACAUGUUAAUACGAAUAUCGAGAUAGAGUCGAGCAGCUUCCCGGAGCAUAUGUACAUCGCCCAACAACGCGAAGUGAUGAGCACAACGGCUGUGCCACUCAAAGACCAAUCCUCCGUGACGGACACAGAGGCCUUCAGAAUGGUGUUUCUGACGGCGCAAUCGAUGGGCAGGUCUUCGACAAACAACACAAUUGCAGACACAACACCGACUUCGGUGAUAACCGAUGACCAGGGGCAGCAUAUGGAAACCGCUCGAACAGCGCCGGCCGGUCCCAGCCUGGCAAGCGGCCCUCAAAACGUUCCGGCCCCACCUUUCCAGGCGCCGGGUUCAGAAAAAAAGUUUUCGUCACAACUACCUAUCAAAAUAAUUAAAAAAACGCUGGUGUUAGAAACCGUCACAAAGACAGUUAUCGAAAAGAAAGAAAGCUCCAAGGUUGUCACCGAUACUUCGACGGGUCUGGAGCACAAGGACACUCACCUGGAGUCCACUACAAAGGAAGAGGUUCAGAGUAAGCGAGAAGAGGAGUCGAUUGAAUCCUACGAUUCCAACAUCAGCGUGCUCCAGAGGUCGGCUGCCUUCAACGAGCAGGAACCUACCCCGGAGACCACGGCCAAAAGCACCGAGAGCAUACCGCGUUCCGCUCUGGUCAUGAAGGACGGCUCCGUUGCCACCUCGCCGUCGAUUUCAGUCGCUUCGGACAAGCCUAAAAGGAUCAAGCAGCCCGUGGCCAUUCGAGUCUAUGACGACACGAUGGUAGAGGAAGAACGUGAGAGCCCUUCCUUCUCUCUUGACGACCAGCAGGGCGACGAGCAGCAGUCCAGCCUCAAGCCUCUCGACGAUCCGAACGCCAUGUCGUCGCUUCCAGCGGAGCCCGACGAGAGGCGAAGGAUUGAGUUCCAGGAUUCGGAUGAGGUGAAGAUUUUCGAAGUUUCGACGCCGCAGAUGCCCAACACGGGAGUGGAGGAGGAAGAAGGGGAAGCAUCGCCCCCACCUCUUCGCUUCAAGCUCAACCGGAAAGACUCGAUCGCGGUGACAAAACUGCGCAUGCUCAAGGAGCACGAGGACUUGAGUGACGAAGACGUGGAGGACGAAGACGAAGGUAAAGAACAGGACAGUUUUUUAGCCAGUAAUACGGCCGGAGACGACAAGGCAGGCGCGACACACCAUCCGGUCUUCCAGGCUCCGACCGUGAUACCUAUCAUAGCAGAGACCUCAAUCGCAACAGAUGGUGGCGAUGAAGAAGGUUUGGAUUUGAAUGUGGCCCAAGAUAUGGCACAAGCUGUGCUGCCGCCUUCGCAAACCACAGAGACCACACAGGACGGCUCCGGUAACGCCACGCAGGACGAUGUUGCCACAGACAACAGUGUUGUCAGAGUCGACGGUGUCAUCAAAAGCGAUCAGGAUCAAGCCGGCCCUUCCCAACCCGUCACGACGAGCGAGUCAACCGAAUUUCCGAUAAUCCACGACGCUCGGAAGAACUCCACAGUCAAAGAGCGAAACAUAGUCUCCGAGUCCUCUGUCAACAGGUCGGUGAAGGAAAUAAAGAACAUAGAGAACUCUAUCGUAACGUCGGAGACUGAGGAAGUCUACUAUUACCCGAGGGAGAAGGUGACCAAGAAGCACAUCUCAGAGACAAAGGUGUUGACGGAAACUCGUUCCUACACCGAAAUUGUGAUAGAGCCGAACCUGAGCAAUUCUUCGUUCAAGAUGCCUGAUAUUCCGGAAGAUGACGAAUCACUCAAGGCUCUUCAAUCACACGGUGCUUUGGCGCAGAGUUUCUCAGAUUUGUCGAUGAACAGAAUGGCCAAGGAGCAACCGAAGUCUUUCAGCAAAGAAGCUAGCUUGUCUACCGAACCAAAAGAAACGGAGGAAUUCAGAGGGGCCCCGGUCAUUUUUCGCUCUCAGUCCGAAAACGCGACGAAACAGACGUCCGUUCCUACGCUAUUUCGGGAGCAGUUCGGCUUUGCCGAAAAGGUCGAACCGGUUAAUCAGAAACACUCUGUCGAGACCUCCGUGGACUUCGUUCCGUCCGAGCCGCGAGAGCCAGCUAAACGCGCUGCGAAAUGGUCCACCAAAAGUGGCGGCACCAACGCAGGGCCGGACGCGUUCGGGGAGAUAAAUGGGUCCGAGACUGCUUCGAGCGACUUUGAGACCUGCAAGGGACCCUCAGAUCGCCCUCCCUCAGAACUGUCGCCCUUACGGUCAGUCAGUGUUAGCGGAACAAAAGAUGAUGAAUUUUUUCCGGGACCCACAGACGAUGUUCCCGUAACGUUGGAACAACCGUCAGUGAGUCACUUGGACAAAACCCGAGAAACAGACAAUUCUGCAGAAUGGCCACUCGUCACAGUUUCUGCCGAAGUACCUUCCCAGGAAAGAAGCAAAGUGGCUUCGGAAGAGGCAAAAAUGACAGCUCUCUCUCAGCCUGACGACGGUACUUUAUUCCGACUCGAUCACCUAGGACCGCCUCAGGUCGUGAGAGGUGCUCUGAGGGCGGAGGCCGAAUGCGGCUCAAUCGGGCUUGCGCCCAGAGAAUUGGAGUCCCAUCCACUAGAAGAUGCUGCGUCGGAAUCGCAGCUAGACAAGGCAAGUGAACAGUUAACGACUGAUUCGCAUACGCGCAUAGGAUGGAUUGAAAGGCCAGAACCGGGAGAUGUGGGGAGCGGACGAUCAUUCGAAAUGUUCCUUCCAGAACCUCAGGCUCCUGAAACUCACGCCCUUGUCGCGAUAACUGCGGUAACACUUCCAACAGCGGAGAAUGGUCCGGCGUCCAGCGGCGCAGCUCGUGAAAAAGCUGCUCACGAGACGUUUGGUGAGAUGACGGUACCCAGAAACGUUGGCGAGCUGGCAUCCGUCGAGGUCCUAUACGAUUCCGACACGAAAGCAACGCCAUUUCACGAUAUGUCGCAGGUCGACACGGUACCGAAGACAACGGAACUAUUUGAAGGAGAAGGCGCGACAAAUGUGGUACAAACAAAACGAGGUGACUAUCUUUCUGAGCGUCCUUCGUCGACGGGAGUCCCAGCCGCGAGCAUGAAAACACUAGGUCAGUACACAUGGCAGCCUGAAGCCGUAAUUACCGAACAAGGAGCCGCGACUUAUUUUCUUGAGACAAUACCAGAGGCAAGAUCAUCAGAAACGGAAUUCCCUGGAAAAAAAGAACCUGAAAUAUCCGCCAUUGCGACCGGAACAUUGGGCCAAUCUGAGACGAACGAAGGGGAUAUGAAAAAAAUCCAACCUGUCAGUUUAAAGUUGACCCCUGACAAGCUGAUAGCAGAAGCUCCUCCCAUGGCAACAGCAACUUUGGGCAAGCUACCGAUCCCAGAUAUUAUCACGGGAGACAGCACUGCCCAGGACACGUCUCUGACUUCGAGGGAAUUCCUGUCAAUCUGCGGGACACCAAUGACAAUAUCGACCACCGCUAGCUUGAAGGCGGAAUUCGAGCCUCCUCCUGGAGGGGAUAUUCCUAAGACUAAAAAUGAAAAAAAUGCCCGAGGAGAGUCAACUUUUCAGGUCAGUUCUGAACGCGACGUUAUGCUCUUCGCACCUGAGGUCAAUCUGAUUACAGGAAGCACAACGAAAAGGUCUGCAGAAGCUGAACAACAGGAGUUCGCUGCGGGGCACGUAGACUCUCUCGGCCGAAUCCUAUCUGGACCGCGUGUUACACCUCCAUGGCUCAGACGUGCCGAUGUUACAGAGUCUGAACGGCCCAGUCUGAGCACACUCGACGAACUAGAGCCAACGACACUGUCAUACGAUUUCACAGAGGGUGCAUAUGCAUCUGCGGAAAGAUCGAAACCUAACUCCGUAGAGACAAGAGACAUCAAAGAAUUGCCUACGACAACGGUUGGGGAGGCACUGCCGGGAUCUAUAAAAGAAUUGGAUUCAGUGGCAUUGGAAUUACCCGAGGAACAUGAGGUAGCUAGUUCAGGACUAGCACCCGACACGGUGCGCACUUCAGUAGAAGAAGGAGAAGUCGCACGUCGGCUGAAUACAAAAUUACCUGAAGGACCGGUUGAACCAACUAUAACCACGCUGGGUGCUCCCGGUAGACCUCUAUAUGUUCAGAAAACGAAAUCGUUCAGAGAACAGCAAAUCAUGACGCCAACUGAAGACCUGAGCUUCAAUUUACUUUCGCAUAAGAGCGCAGAGCCUGAGGCAUCAUUCGUAGACACUUACAGAGCACCUGAAAUCCCGUUGAGCGCCGAAGAGCCCUCACUCUCAGCAAACGAAAUUGACGAAUCAUUGCAAUUGGCGAACUCCACGAAAGAAAUCGCGUCAUCUGCUUCUGCAGCAGAGCCCCCUGUUCUCUUAGAAGCUUGCCUGAAAACUCAUCUCCCAGAUGUCAUUGUUUGGCCGACAUCGCCCGUAUCAGAGGAAGCGUCUGGGAAAAUAACUGAAAGUGAGACUCCCCCAAGAGAGAAGCAGUUCAUGACACUCGAGGAAACUUCUGACUACUUGGAACAUGAAGAUGAAUCCCAGUCCUCAACACGCUCUCCUGAGUUGGCGGUAAUUACGUCUCUAGAGAGUGAUCCCAUCAAACAAAAGAGUUCGAUUGAGAAAGAAAUGUCAAUAUUUGAAUUAGAAGGAGAGUCCUCAGGAUCAUUGAAAUCAAGACUGGAAGCUCAACUUCCAGACGUGGUGCCUAUAGAGGAAAUAUAUGUAACGUCCACUGCGCCCGUGAAUACGCACACGAUGAUCUCAACAGGUCAACCAACAGAACUUUUAUCAACAUCUGCACCACUUGAUGUCCUACCCGACCUUGCCCAGGCGAGCAAAUUGCCUUCAAAAUAUCAAGAUGAGCCAUCGAUGGUGGUAGAGCGGCAGAUUGGUCCCCUGGAAUCAAGGUCGGAAGGCCGAAAGUUCGGAAAUGUAACUGACACAAAUACAGAUUUAGCCACGAAUGAAUGGCAACUUGUACAGAGAUCAGAAAACACACAAGUGGUUUCGCCUAGUGAAGGUGAAAUGACAGUAGUGGAAGCACCGGUUAAUACGACAUCUGGUACGGCUUCAGCUAGAGCAGAUGAUGAACUUUCCUCUAGCGAGGGACCUAUUGUUCCUUUAUUCGUACCCGAGCAAGAACGCUUCAACGGCAUGAAAUUGGAUAUCGGGAUCACGCUGAGUCCAGUAUACUGCGAUGAUAUAGGAAACAUGGGUAUGAGUCCUCAUGUUUCCCUAAAGCAGCAAGGACCUGUUCCUGUGGAAGCGCUUCGUGACGAUGUAAGGUCAAACCCGCUAUUCCCGGUGCUGGACGCUUCUGAUGAACUCGCAGUCAAUCAACACUUAGAUACAACCCACGAGUUACCGGAUGUGACCGUUCCUUUGCAUCUAACAUUGACCAGAAACAAGAGAAGUCAGGAAAAGAAUUACCUCGGGUAG
Messenger RNA from Ixodes scapularis (black-legged tick), 11859 nucleotides. Its product is annotated as mucin-17-like. Lineage: Eukaryota; Metazoa; Arthropoda; Arachnida; Ixodida; Ixodidae. Gene Ontology annotation, molecular function: protein binding. The coding region runs from base 1 to 11859 and encodes 3952 amino acids. The record is from RefSeq and is a predicted model, not a curated record. The transcript has 7 exons.